AUGUCGAAAACCAAGGAGUCGGCUGACUCGUCUCUCCCAUCGUACGACGAGGCAGCGCCGCCCGGCCAGGACGUCUCGCAACCGACGACGCUCGUCCUCGCAGGGCAGGCGAUCCACGCCCUGACGCCGGACUCGCCGCCGCUGUACCGCCUGAGCCUGGGCAUCGCGGACCUCUCGAAGAUCACCACGGAGGUGCAGCUGUCGCGCGUCGAGCCCAACAGGGACGGCUCGGGCCGCGAACGCCACAUCUACGACCUGAGACACAUGCGCUCGAUCCCGGGCGGCUGGGAGAAGCUGCCGGCCGACACGCCGCGGUACUUUAUCCAGCGCGCGAGCCGGCGGCUCCCGGACCCGCCGGCCCUCGGGAUCAAGAAGAGCGGCGGCUCGCUCAGGCCGGGCCGGGCGGCGCGCUCGACCGCCGUGCCCGUCGACGUCUUCGGCAAGACCAGCAAGUACGGCAUCCCCACCUUCUGCAAGGACGGCGCCGCCGUCUUCGCCACCGACGGGCGCGAGUGGACGGACGCGCGCGGGGGCGCGGUGGCCGUCAUGCACGACGACAAGGCGGGCAGGCGGCACAGCCUGAUCGUGACGGCGGCCCUGCCGCGCGGCCAGUUCGACAUGCUCGUGGCCCUGUGGUGCUGCCAUGUGUGGGAGUUUGGCGUGGCGAAUGCCCCAAAGGUGGUCGAGGGGAUGGACGGAGUGUUCGCAGCAGCUGACUUGUGGCGCGAACGUCUAGUGGCAAGGAAGAUGAGGCAGGCCAGAGAGUUCGGAUUCGGGGGUUCCUGGGGACCAGCGGGCGGCGGAGGGAUAUCCGGGGCAUUUUGA
This is a messenger RNA of Colletotrichum higginsianum IMI 349063, 825 nucleotides long. RefSeq lists its product as uncharacterized. The record is from RefSeq and is a predicted model, not a curated record. Bases 1 to 825 code for a protein of 274 amino acids. The transcript has 3 exons. NCBI's taxonomy places the organism in Eukaryota, Fungi, Ascomycota, Sordariomycetes, Glomerellales, Glomerellaceae.